This is a messenger RNA of Orbicella faveolata, 5597 nucleotides long. Its product is annotated as integrin alpha-V-like. The record is from RefSeq and is a predicted model, not a curated record. Gene Ontology annotation, molecular function: integrin binding. Gene Ontology annotation, biological process: integrin-mediated signaling pathway; cell-matrix adhesion; cell adhesion mediated by integrin. Lineage: Eukaryota; Metazoa; Cnidaria; Anthozoa; Scleractinia; Merulinidae. Gene Ontology annotation, cellular component: integrin complex; external side of plasma membrane.
UUCAACUUGUGUUAGGCUUGGCACAACUUCCAAACUUUUUCCUUUUAUAUAGAAAAUAUUUUUUUUUGUGGCUAGUUUAGUCAAAGAUCUUACAUGUGACACAAAACCUUGUCACCGGUACAUAAAAUUUCAGGUACAAAAAUGUAGUUGUGGGUCAAUUUUUGUCACGUCAAACCCUACUCUGGGUGCCAAAGGGUUUUGUUUUUUUCUUUUUCAGCUCGACGAAGCCAUGAUUCUGUGAGGAGCGCCCGCCGCACAUCAAGCUUCAGCGGGUUCAGCGCUCCUCGCGAAAAGCUUAUGCUUCGCUGAGUGAAACACUUUCCAAAGUUUGAAUAAGGUGAUGAUGUGACUUCCGCUUCCGGUGACAAGUCAUUGGUAGACAAGCAAUAUACAUAUACAUAUUCUUGCGGGUGAAAAUAUUCCUGAUCACAUAAAAGUUGACGUUACCACACUGUUCGCUCAAAUCUUACACGUUAUCACCACGUUGUUUUAGCUCGGGUAUUCAGUUGAGCAGUUGACUGAUCGGGAACAGGAGCGAUGGUUCGCAGUUGUUCCGUUGUCUUGACACUUGUUGCGUGUUUUGCAGCAGUCUUGCCUUUCAAUUUGGACGUUAAAGAUCCUUUCGUCUAUAAAGGAAGCUCAGGGGAAUAUUUUGGAUAUACCGUUGCUUUGCACGCGCAGCAAAAUGGCGACAACUGGGUUGUGGUCGGAGCUCCCUUAGGAAACAAGACAUCGCUCUUUCGUGAAAGAAAUAGAUACGGAAGUGUUUAUAAAUGUAAUACCGAUUCAACCAAGAAGUGUGAAGUGAUCAGGAUCGAUGACAGUGACCCCAGAACAACCACUUGGCAAGGAAAACAGGUGAAUACCGAAGAGAAAUCAGGACAAUGGCUUGGAGCAACCGUGAUUAGUACAAGUAGAUCCUCAAGCUAUGGGAAAUUACUGGUAUGUGCACCAAGGUACACCCUUCGCGGCGUCGUGAGACAUGACGAGCAGCCUGAGGAAAGAAAGCGAUUGCUCCUAGGAAAAUGCUAUGAAGUAUGGAAUGACUUGUCUUUUUCUCCCCGCACCAUUCAGCCCUGCUUUCACAACCCUGAUGGUGUAGGCGGAGAUUAUUUAGAGAACAAGGAUGGGGUAUGCGAGGCCGGAUUUAGCGCUGCAAUGUCAAAAGAUGGCGAAAUUGCGUUGUUGGGGGCGCCAGGCCGAUUCUCGGUUAAUGGUUCUAUUGCAGUCUACUUUGACAACACAAGGGAAACCAUACGAUCUUCAAAGAAUCAAGUGUUUGAUGAUUUUAGCUCUGCUAAUGCCUUUGGAUACGCAGUCGCCAUGGGGAAUUUCAAAUCACCUGACAAAGAAGAAUUUAUUGCGAGCUCAACUCGGGCUGAAAACCUUCAUGGAAAGGUUGUGGCAUUUGAAGUAGAUUACUACAACCAAAUGUCCGUAAGCUUUACACUCCCUUUGCCCAAGAACCUACAGAUGGGAAGCAACUUUGGCCAGGCACUUCUCGCUGUCGAUUUGAACAAUGAUCGUUAUUCUGAUUUGUUGGUUGGCGCUCCGUAUCACCGACACGGAAAAUACAGAGAGCACGGAGAUGAAGGAAGAGUUUAUGUUUACAUAAAUAACGGACAGACCCCCGGCACCUUAAAUCAUGUGGAAGCCAUGAGCCUGGAUGGAAGAAAAACGAAAGGCGCUCUUUUUGGUUAUGCAAUGGCUGUGGCUGGGGAUUUAAACAGGGAUGGUUUUCCAGAUGUGGCUAUCAGUGCACCUUAUGGAGGGAAAGAUCAGGGGGGUGUAGUAUUCAUCUACUUUGGAACUAAAGAUGGCAUCGAAACGUCGUAUAGACAGGCAAUUGAAGCAUCUGAUGUUUCUCCCGGUGUGAAGACUUUCGGAUUUUCGCUUUCUGGUAAUUUGGAUGUUGACAAAAAUGAAUAUCCAGAUCUCGCCGUUGGUGCGUAUUCAUCAGACAGGGCCUUCCUACUGAGGGCCCGUCCAAUCGUAGAAAUGGACGGCAAGAUAAUCUUGAGUGCGACGCAGAUUUCGCUGGAAGACAACAAAACCAUGCGAUUAGCAAGUGACGGCAUUUCGCGUAAAAGCGUCAAUGUGACUGUGUGCUUGAAGUACAAGAAUCAGAAGCAAUCCUCUGAAAUGCGAAAUGUGACUUUUACAGUAGAGCUGGACAAUGAUCGGUUAACAGAUGAUCAUGAUUUACGCCGAAUGUUCUUCUUCCAAGAUAAUAAGACUUCCUUUUCGAUCACACGGCAAAUAUCUUUGACGAAAGAAAAUGAAUGGUACUGCAAGUUUCUCGACAUAGCGUAUUUAAGGGAAAAGGAGCAACUUCAAAACUUGGUGGACCCGUUAACAUUUGACCUGACCUACGACCUCAAGACUUCCUCGUGCACUCUGUGUCCAAUAUUGAACAACUACAAUGACAUCAGUCAACGGUCCUUUAGAGCUGUGGUUGGCUUUGUCAAGAAGUGCGGAAACGACAAAAUCUGUGAACCUGACUUAUCUAUCAAAGGAGAAGUGAAAUUUGGCGAUGGGAGUCAAAAGGAGCUUCUCAUUGGUGGUGUCAAAGAAAUUACCGUCAUGGUGGAAGUGGAGAAUAAGGCACAAGACGCAGCCUACCCGGGAAAGGUCAUCGUGACGUAUCCAUCUGUAAUCGACUACGUUAGCAGUCAGGAAGUGUCUUGUUCCACGGAGACGAAAGAUGACGGGAAACGAAAGGCUGAGUGUACUGUCGGCAAUCCUUUCGAAGGAAACCAGAAAAAACAAUUCGACAUUAUAUUCAACACUCAAAGAGUCACUGGAAACAUAUCUGAGUUUACUAUCCAUCUUGAGGCAUCAAGUGACCUCACUCAGGACGCGGACCUCUCCAAUAACGAGUAUACACUCCCAGUUGCUGUCAGAUUUGAAGCAGAUAUGAAUAUUAUCGGAUUUUCUAAUCCAGAUCAAGUCGUGUACGGUGACAAAGUUACAGAACCGAUCGAAAGCGCUUACGAUAUUGGACCUGCAGUAAAACAAACCAUAACGGUGCGCAACAAUGGACCCAGUCCUAUCGAGUUCUCAGAGGUGACAAUUUUAGUUCCGUUCAAAUAUAACAAGGAAGAAGAUCCAAACUAUUUGUUGUACUUGAUGGAAGUCCAGGUUCUUGGAAAUGCUGGAAGCUGUAAUGUGAAGACCAAUUAUAAGAGUCUGCAGCGUAGUACCAAUUCCAGUGAGCAGGUUGGUCAAGAGUCCAGUUCCUCCGCGGACAAAUCAAGACGUGAGGUCGAGAAGUCAAAUGUCGAACUGCCUUGUGAAUCUGAUAGCGACAUGACUUGCCUCAAGGUUCCCUGCUAUCUGGGAAGAAUGAGGCGAGGGGACCAAGUGAAGAUACAAAUGAUGUCCCGUCUCUGGCAGAACACCCUUAUCAAGGUACUCGAUUGGUCAGAGAAACUGCGCCUUUCGCUGCUUGAAAAGGAGCAACUUCAAAACUUGGUGGACCCGUUAACAUUUGACCUGACCUACGACCUCAAGACUUCCUCGUGCACUCUGUGUCCAAUAUUGAACAACUACAAUGACAUCAGUCAACGGUCCUUUAGAGCUGUGGUUGGCUUUGUCAAGAAGUGCGGAAACGACAAAAUCUGUGAACCUGACUUAUCUAUCAAAGGAGAAGUGAAAUUUGGCGAUGGGAGUCAAAAGGAGCUUCUCAUUGGUGGUGUCAAAGAAAUUACCGUCAUGGUGGAAGUGGAGAAUAAGGCACAAGACGCAGCCUACCCGGGAAAGGUCAUCGUGACGUAUCCGUCUGUAAUCGACUACGUUAGCAGUCAGGAAGUGUCUUGUUCCACGGAGACGAAAGAUGACGGGAAACGAAAGGCUGAGUGUACUGUCGGCAAUCCUUUCGAAGGAAACCAGAAAAAACAAUUCGACAUUAUAUUCAACACUCAAAGAGUCACUGGAAACAUCUCUGAGUUUACUAUCCAUCUUGAGGCAUCAAGUGACCUCACUCAGGACGCGGACCUCUCCAAUAACGAGUAUACACUCCCAGUUGCUGUCAGAUUUGAAGCAGAUAUGAAUAUUAUCGGAUUUUCUAAUCCAGAUCAAGUCGUGUACGGUGACAAAGUUACAGAACCGAUCGAAAGCGCUUACGAUAUUGGACCUGCAGUAAAACAAACCAUAACGGUGCGCAACAAUGGACCCAGUCCUAUCGAGUUCUCAGAGGUGACAAUUUUAGUUCCGUUCAAAUAUAACAAGGAAGAAGAUCCAAACUAUUUGUUGUACUUGAUGGAAGUCCAGGUUCUUGGAAAUGCUGGAAGCUGUAAUGUGAAGACCAAUUAUAAGAGUCUGCAGCGUAGUACCAAUUCCAGUGAGCAGGUUGGUCAAGAGUCCAGUUCCUCCGCGGACAAAUCAAGACGUGAGGUCGAGAAGUCAAAUGUCGAACUGCCUUGUGAAUCUGAUAGCGACAUGACUUGCCUCAAGGUUCCCUGCUAUCUGGGAAGAAUGAGGCGAGGGGACCAAGUGAAGAUACAAAUGAUGUCCCGUCUCUGGCAGAACACCCUUAUCAAGGCGAAAGCAGGCUCACUAAACCUCACCACAACUGCCAAAGUUGCCCCGCCAUCUUCUGUGAGUGAACCAAACGAAAAAGACAACGUUGUUAAGAUUGGUCUCACUGCUAAUCCAAAGACCACUCCAAAAGGCGCAGGUGGAAAAGUGGCCGCUUGGAUAAUUAUCGUGUCCGUCCUAGGAGGCCUGCUGCUUUUUUGCCUUGCAGGAUUUGCUCUCUACAGGUUUGGUUUCUUCAAACGGAAACGCCACAACAAAGACGAAGUGACCGAAGAAGAAAUGACUCCCAUGAAAACAACGACAACCCAGGCCUAAGUCAAUGUUAAGAAGAUAGAAGGUUGUAGUUAUAUGACAGGGAUAUCUUCGUAUACGUCCUUGGGUUUGUGGUUUACAUGGCCAGCCAAGAUUUGUCAACCCUUUCCAGCUACAGUUAGUCUGUUAGAAUUAGAACAAGUGUGUCGAUAAUGUAGUAACGUUUGAAAUUGGUCAUGUGAAACGAGAUAAGUCCUGGCGCACAGAUAGUUUUGAAAGAUUUUGUUCUAGUUUUGCGAAUGGUAAGAACCAUAUUGAGUUUACUUUUCGUUAGACCUGUUUCUAGUUAGCAUAUAAAUGUAAUAUAAAGUUUCGUUGUUUUUGCAAGGAGACAUAACUUACAUAUUUUUACAAUUUAGUUAGCUUUUUCUCUAACCGUUUAAAAGCGGAAAGUUCCAAGCUAUUUAUUUAAAGAUACAUUAGAUUAAAAAAGUGAGCGCGUUCAAGUCGUUAGAUGUAAUAUAUCAAAGUUAGAAAAGAGAAAGAGGUUAAUAGGCUCAGUAUUUUCAAAAUGACUUUGGUCUUUCUCUAAAAUGAAAUUAGGUGUAAUAUUCUUUCUUACGAAAAUGUUUGAUUUCCACGAGUUGACUUUUGAAUUAAGUUCCUUUUCAUGUUCAAGGUUUCGCACCAGGACUCGUUUUGAAACAGAGGCAAAAAAGUCCUAAAAAUAGUCUAUCCCAUAUUUACUUUGAAGGCCUGUAUAUAUUAAAUUUCAAGAGGUAAAUAAAUAAGUUAUCAAAUUACUA